Messenger RNA from Orycteropus afer afer, 738 nucleotides. The record is from RefSeq and is a predicted model, not a curated record. NCBI's taxonomy places the organism in Eukaryota, Metazoa, Chordata, Mammalia, Tubulidentata, Orycteropodidae.
AUGGCUCGUACCAAGCAGACAGCUCGUAAGUCUACUGGCGGCAAGGCCCCGCGCAAGCAGCUGGCUACUAAGGCUGCCCGCAAGAGCGCCCCCGCCACCGGUGGCGUGAAGAAACCUCAUCGCUACCGGCCGGGCACUGUGGCGCUGCGCGAAAUCCGUCGGUACCAAAAGUCUACUGAGCUGCUGAUUCGCAAGCUGCCGUUCCAGCGGCUGGUGCGUGAGAUCGCUCAGGAUUUCAAGACUGACCUACGCUUCCAGAGCUCCGCCGUGAUGGCGCUGCAAGAGGCGUGCGAGGCCUACCUGGUGGGGCUCUUUGAGGACACCAACCUGUGCGCGAUCCACGCCAAGCGCGUGACCAUCAUGCCUAAAGACAUCCAGCUGGCCCGCCGCAUCCGAAAUCAGGCAGUAGCUUAUCAGGUCGUAGUCAUGUCUGGUCGUGGCAAAGGCGGGAAGGGUCUGGGCAAAGGGGGCGCAAAGCGCCACCGCAAGGUCCUUCGGGACAAUAUCCAGGGUAUCACUAAACCUGCUAUCCGGCGUUUGGCACGUCGUGGCGGUGUUAAACGCAUCUCUGGCCUCAUCUACGAGGAGACUCGCGGGGUGCUUAAAGUCUUCCUGGAGAAUGUAAUCCGAGACGCUGUCACCUACACCGAGCACGCAAAACGUAAGACGGUCACCGCCAUGGACGUGGUCUACGCGCUCAAGCGCCAGGGUCGCACCCUCUACGGCUUUGGCGGCUAA